This is a messenger RNA of Oppia nitens, 1016 nucleotides long. RefSeq names its product U21-ctenitoxin-Pn1a-like. NCBI's taxonomy places the organism in Eukaryota, Metazoa, Arthropoda, Arachnida, Sarcoptiformes, Oppiidae. Gene Ontology annotation, biological process: proteolysis. The record is from RefSeq and is a predicted model, not a curated record. Gene Ontology annotation, molecular function: serine-type endopeptidase activity. The transcript is spliced from 8 exons. Bases 23 to 1003 code for a protein of 326 amino acids.
UUUAAUAUUACACAUAAACAAAAUGUAUAAAAUUUGUAGAUUUAAUUUAGUUAUAAUAUUAUUUAUAACGGUUUAUUAUGUUAUGUAUACUGUUUGUCAAACCCGAGUACCGUUUGAUCCGUAUUCCUGGUAUCGAGAAAGACAUCGACCCAUAAGUGAAAUCAAUGGGAGAACCAUACAAAUCAAAAGAGGUCCGCGCGGUAUAAGAAUCACGACCGGUCGCGACACUGGCAAAGAGGUAACGGUUCCCAAUUGUGGUAUUGUGUACGGCGUUAACCGCCGUAUUGUCGGCGGUUCCGAUGUCGAAAACGGACAAAUGCCAUGGAUGGCACUCAUCCAACAUAAGGGAGCGCCGUUUUGUGGCGGUUCCAUACUUAAUGAGAGAUGGAUACUAACUGCUGCACAUUGCUUUAAAAUCCCUAAAAAGGAAACCGAUCUCACUAUACGAGUUGGAUCUAUAAUGAGUAAUUCGGGUACUGUUUAUAAAGUGGACAAAAUUGUAGUUCACGAGCAAUACAAUCGCGACGCUAUGGAAAACUCAGAUCUAGCACUGGUCAAAACGGCCUGGGUCAUACGUAUGGAAAGAUCAGGCAAUACUGAACUUAUCAAUGGAAUAUGUUUACCUAAAUCCAAAGAUGAUCCUAUCGAUAAAAAGAUAACAGUAGCCGGUUGGGGCAAACAAUCGCUAGACGGUCAGGGAUCUAAAGAAUUAAAGUCCGUACAAUUGAACAAAGUAGACGAAAGUGAUUGUGCCAAUAAAUUUGGACAACCAAUGGUAGACUAUCCCCAUGGCUUUAGCAUCUAUUCAUCGCAAUUGUGCGCUUCGUCCGAAAACAAAGAUGCCUGUCAGGGUGACUCUGGUGGACCGGCUAUUAAUUAUAAGGAUGAUAGAGCCAUAUUAGUCGGUGUGGUAUCGUUUGGUGUCGGAUGUGCCACUGACUAUCCCGGAGUUUACACCAAAGUGUCCCACUUUUUAGACUGGAUUUCAAGUCAUGUUAUUUAAGGGAUUGAUUUUC